AUGGCAACUUUGGCUCGCACUGGUCCGGCUGGAAUGGUGGCCAACAAUGGGGCGCCAAUACCGGCUGGAACUCGGACGCCUGGGCCAAUGGAUUUAGCCGAUGGUACCCGAACACCGGCUACAGCGGCUACUACCCGUAUACCACCAACCGCGUCGUCUACAACACUGGUCUCGGAGGCGUUAUUAUCGGCUCUCAUGGGUAUAGCUGUUUGCAGCAACAAUUGGGUAGUGAGAGGUAACGGCGGUUGGAAUAAUGACUGGAAUAAUAAUGGUUGGAAUAAUGGCUGGAAUAGUAACGGUUGGAGUAGUGGACAGGGAUUGAGUGGACUGGGUUGGGGUCGCGGUAACGGUUGGACCGGCAGCAGCUGGAGCCGACAACCGAUUGCAUGGAACAACUGGAACGGUGGCCAAUCGUGGGGUUCGAACAACGGCUGGGAUAGCGAUGCCUGGGCCUGGAACGGUAACAAUCGAUGGUCGGGCAACAGUGCCUGGAUAGCACCGUCCACCCGAUGGACCACUGGUAAAAGUGUUUGGGCAGCACCGACCACCCGAUGGUCAGGUAAUACUGGCGGUGUCUACUACGGCUCCGGUUUGGGUGGCGGUUGGACUAAUGGUUGGGCUAAAGGAGGAUUGGGUGGUGGCUGGAGAAGCGGUCUCGGAUCCAACUCGUGGAACAACGGCUGGAAUGGUUGGAAAAAAUAA
Messenger RNA from Oppia nitens, 702 nucleotides. RefSeq lists its product as uncharacterized. The coding region runs from base 1 to 702 and encodes 233 amino acids. The transcript has 2 exons. The record is from RefSeq and is a predicted model, not a curated record. NCBI's taxonomy places the organism in Eukaryota, Metazoa, Arthropoda, Arachnida, Sarcoptiformes, Oppiidae.